Olea europaea var. sylvestris is the source of this 857-nucleotide messenger RNA. Its product is annotated as probable arabinosyltransferase ARAD2. The transcript has a single exon. The coding region runs from base 1 to 462 and encodes 153 amino acids. The record is from RefSeq and is a predicted model, not a curated record. Lineage: Eukaryota; Viridiplantae; Streptophyta; Magnoliopsida; Lamiales; Oleaceae. Gene Ontology annotation, molecular function: glycosyltransferase activity.
AUGGAAGUUUCGGAGAAACUGAUAAGCAGACAAGCAUCAUUAUCUUUUAGGAUCCAGAUACCACGCUUAAUUGUUAUCAAUGCAAUUGCCAGCCACUGUGUCCCUGUCAUAAUUAGCGAUGAUAUUGAGCUUCCCUAUGAAGAUGUUCUCGACUAUUCUGAAUUCUGCAUAUUCGUCCGUAUAUCGGAUGCUCUCAAAAAGAAUUUCCUCAUAAACCUUAUUAGGAGCAUUGGGAAAGAGGAAUGGACGAGGAAAUGGAAAAGGCUGAAAGAAGUGGAAAACUUUUACGAGUUUCGGUAUCCAUCAAAGGACAAUGAUGCUGUUCAGAUGAUAUGGCAAGCUGUUUCUAGAAAGGUUCCGGCUAUGAAAAGGAAGCUUCAUAGGGCUAGGCGGUUUUCUCGUACUAUUGUUUCUGGACAAGGAGAGGUUAUGUCGGUCGAUAUCCCAAGAAAUUUUUGGUGACCGUUGAUUAGGUCUUGAAACUUUUUGAGAUAUCAAGAUUUGUGUGUUGAAGAUGGUGGAAACCCUGCGUGUAAAUGCAAGUGUUCGGUAGAGAGAAUGAUCAUGACCGAAAAAAUUGAAGAAAUGAAUAGGUAAAAAUGGGAUUCAAUUUUGGUUAUGUUUCAUCACAGUAGAAAUAGUUGAUCAAUUUUGUUCAUUUGUUUCUCUGUUGAGUUGUUCAAUAUUGUUGGCCAAGUGUAGUUUUAUUUGCACGGACCAAUUAUUAGCUGAAGGCACGCAGCCAGCAUUUGAAUUCUGCCUUGCCAAGAACUUGAAUUCAUGGAUGAUCCAUUAGAUGAACAUUGUACAUUGUGUAAGAAUUGCAUCAUCUUUGGUAUUUUUAUCUUUUUCUAAGG